GUCACACGUAGAGAGAGAAAGCGCUCCCAUAGCACUGCCGAAUGGCAGAGCAAAAGCGACUCUUCAUUGCUAACUCCCGCCUGCGUGCAUUCGACGUAACUUUUCAAAAAGCUACUCCCCUUCGGAUGUGUAGGUUGUGUCCUUUGUCCACAGUUCGGGCUACUAGCUGGGUUUAUUUUACGCCUGCUACGUUAGUAGUAGCUGGGAGAACCAAACGAGAUGGGGGCGAAGUAGGUGGCUCGCUAGCUAGAUAAGAGUGAAGGUUGGACUGUCUGUACUGCAGGGGCUGUGGGUAGCCUUGGUUGUGGUAUGCGGACUAAGUAGUUAGCAAGGAUACGAUUGAAGAAGGAAAACGCUGAGUUAAGUGUAACGGCAUUCUCGCCUGCUCGUGAAGGGAAUGUUUGAACUUGCAGUGUGUUUUAUACACGACUGCUACCUGGUUGCUAGCUAAAAGCGACAUUGAACAGAGAGAGGAAAGGAUCAACUUUCCAGCCUGACGCAGAACCGCAAACAUGCAGUUGACGGAGUUCCUUGCUUCAGGAACCUUCCUGAGCCUGCUCCUUGUCCGGUGGUCCGACAGCCUUUCCUUGUCCUCGGAAGAAGCUAACCAGUUCUUGAGGAGACACAGGAGAGCGAAUCACGUUUUCGAGGAGACGAAACAAGGGCACCUGGAGCGAGAAUGUGUGGAAGAGAAGUGUAGCAAAGAGGAGGCGAGAGAAGUAUUCGAGAACGACCCUGAAACAGACUACUUCUUUCCAAAGUACUUAGCGUGCAUGGAGAAGUUCGGAGACACGGACAAGAAGAAACAAGACCUGAUCACCUGUGUUCACAAUAUUCCAGACCAGUGCUCUCCGUCUCCCUGUAAUCCUCGAGGUACGGUGCGCUGUGAGGACAAAAAGGGUGACUUCCUCUGCCACUGCUUCACUGGCUGGACAGGAGUCCGUUGUGAGAAAGAUGUCAACGAGUGCAACAAGAGGAAUGGAGGAUGUGACCACGAGUGUAACAACACUAUGGGUAGCUACCAUUGCUCCUGUCGCCGUGGUUAUAUGCUGGUCGGACGCCAGAUGUGUAACGACAUGGAUGAGUGCCAGGAUCCAGGUAUGUGUGGGACAGCGAGGUGUGUGAACCAGGAUGGAGCCUAUGACUGUCUGUGUGAGACGGGAUACGUUUACGACAACAACACCAAGACCUGCCUAGAUGUGGACGAGUGUGAGCAGGGAGUGUGUGAGGAGUGUGUGAACACACCCGGUAGUUUCCGGUGUUUCUGUGACGGUCGGCAGGGCAAGAAGUUGAGCCGCGACCUCAGGAGCUGUCAGGAGAUCACUACAUGUGUGUCUCUCACCAUGAAGAGGAACUCCCGUUCUCUCUACCUGGGCCGGAUGUUCAGCGGUGUUCCAGUGGUCAGGCUACGCUUCCGCAGGAGAGUCCAGACUGGCUUCUCAGCUGAGUUUGACCUCCGUACCUUUGACCCGGAGGGGGUCAUCUUCUUCGCUGGUGGUCACCUGAACAGUUCCUGGAUUGUUCUGGCAAUGCAUCAUGGGAAGCUGGAGCUGCAGCUGAGGUACGGGGCGGUCAGCCGGGUCACCAGCAGCGGGCCCGUCGUCAACGACGGACAGUGGAGAAAGAUCUCAGUGGAGGAGCAGGGGCGGAGUCUGGUGAUAAAGAUUGACAGGGAGGCGGUGAUGAAGAUAGCUGUGAAUGGAGAUCUGUUCACCCUGAAGAAAGGCUUGCAUGAACUCAACCUGACUGUAGGGGGCGUCCCUUUCAAAGAGGACAGUCUCAUCAACCAGGUGAACCCGAGGUUUGAUGGCUGUAUGCGCGAGUGGCGCUGGUUAACAGGAGAGGAUACGUCCAUUCAGGAGACCAUCAAGUCUAAUGACAACAUGCAGUGUUUCAGUACAGAAAACCCCGGAACCUAUUACCCUGGGACAGGCUUCGCUCUGUUCAACAUCACAUACGCAGAGUCCCAGUCUCUGAGUAUCCAGCUGACUCUGAGACCAGCCUCCACUGUUGGGGUUCUAUUGGCACUGGUUUAUCAGGACAGCGUCCCUCUCUCCAUCUCUCUCUCUGACUACCACAGAGACAACCAGGAGUGGCGGGAGUAUGUCCUGGUCGCUGUGGGUGAUGUGAUCGUGGCCAGCGCCCCGGCCUUCCUGUGUGAUGCAGAGGUUCAUGAGGUCAAUGUGACGGUCAGUGGGAACCUGACCAUACUAGAGGUGGACGGUCAGCCUGGACAGAGUCACACCACACCUGGACAGGAGACGGUUGACCUCAGUCUGCCUUCAACCACCUUUAUAGGAGGGCUCCCCGACGUGCCCCUGGUGUCGACCCUGGUGUCGUCUUUCUACCGCGGCUGCAUGGAGGUGACGAUCAACGGCCUGGGUCUGGACCUGGACGAGGCCUUCCACAAACACAACGACAUCCGCUCCCACUCCUGCCCUCUGCUGGGGGGGGCCUUGUGACCGCUGCAGUCCCCUUCAGCCCCGUCCUCACUGGAGUCGGGGGAAGUUGCCCCUAGACACUGAUCUUGGGUCAGUUUGACAUUUCCCCCCACAAAUGGUUAAGGUUAGGAUUAGGGGGAGUGGAAGCUGAUCCUAGAUCUGUAGCAAGGGGAAACUUCACCCCUGUCCACCAUAACCCACAGGGCCUUAACCUAAGCAAGGAAUGAGUCCCAAAUAGCACUCUAUUCCCUAUAUGACCCCUAUGGGUUCUGGUCAAAACUAGUGCACUAUUUAGGGAAUAGGGUGCCAUUUGGGAUGUACCCAGGAGCUGGCCGAGUGGCCAACCCUUCUCCCGACCAACCCUUCUCCCGACCAACCCUUCUCCCGACCAACCCUUCUCCCGACCAACCCUUCUCCCGACCAACCCUUUUCCCGACCAACCCUUUUCCCGACCAACCCUUUUCCCGACCAACCCUUUUCCCGACCAACCCUUUUCCCGACCAACCCUUUUCCCGACCAACCCUUCUCCUGGACAUUCACUCAGUCAUUCUACUCUCAGCGUGAUUGAAUGUAGGAGCAGCACUCUCACAUCUGAGGUUGCAGGUGCGUAGGAGAAUUCAGUGAUAUCUUGAAAAGAAAAAUCCAAUAUCUCACACUGCUCUUGCCAGUAUCUUUUAGUGUAAUAAGCUUAUGUAUCGGGCUCACGGCCUUCGUCAGAGCUAACGGUGAUCAAACUGGAUCCAUAAGUGGAAUAGCUGGCAGUACUCCAGAAGAGGUUUGGUAAACUGACCCAGUCCCGUGUGUAUUCAGUAGCACAAGGCUUUGUUGUUGUAAAACUUGCACACCAUCGCAGGUAAAAAUGGACUGAGUUUAAUAAAAACAUCUGUUCGGUGCUUUCCAACUUAAUGCAAACUUAGUUUACCUGCAAUUUAGCUCUGCACACUGCCUACAGAUUACAACAUAGGGCUAGGCCUUCUCUUAAUAUGACCCCAUUAAAAAAACCUUCCUUACCCUCCCAAACCAUGCUUCUAGUCCUCUACAGUUACAUCCACCCACCCUCAGCCAAUGAAACACUCCAUAAUGUCCCCCUUUCACAUGCCCCUCCCUCCUUCCCUCAGUAUCACCAAUCAGCACACGCCAGGAACACACUUUAAGCCAAUCAGAUGAGGCUAAUUAACAUGCAGUAACCAAUCAGACACACAGGGGGAGGGCAUCAAGAGCACUGCUUCACCACACUGAGCUACUGAGAGAAUAGGAGUGUAAGCGCUGUAAUAUACUGUAUGUGUAAAUAAUGUGACUAAAUGCUUUUUAGAAAAAAUACGAAAGAAAGAAAAAAAACGACCUCAACGCAUCAAGAUAAUCAUCCAAAACGGUUUCACUUCUCUAAAGAAUGUCAGAAGAACAUAAUCUUUCAUUAUUUCAUUAGGCCAGAAAGGGCUGCGGUAUUUCCUCCUCUGGGAUCUAGAGUUUCUGAUGAAUUUCACAAUGGAGCGGUUGAUGGAGGUUUUCUCUUCUGUGUUAUUAUACUAUAGGUUUGUUGGGCUGGUGAUUUGUUCACCUGUCUUUUUAGUCUUUACAUCCCUGAUCACAUCAAUUCAGUCUGUUUGAAAACUUAAUAAAGAUGAUGGCAUGGAGUUUUAAAA
Molecule: messenger RNA, 4084 nt
Organism: Salvelinus namaycush (lake trout)
Lineage: Eukaryota; Metazoa; Chordata; Actinopteri; Salmoniformes; Salmonidae
Gene: gas6
Product: growth arrest-specific 6
Exons: 15
Coding region: 513-2462 (649 amino acids)
Cellular component (GO): extracellular region
Molecular function (GO): calcium ion binding
Source: RefSeq, a predicted model, not a curated record